Messenger RNA from Olea europaea var. sylvestris, 3051 nucleotides. Its product is annotated as phosphoglycerate kinase-like. The record is from RefSeq and is a predicted model, not a curated record. Gene Ontology annotation, biological process: glycolytic process; gluconeogenesis. Bases 140 to 1678 code for a protein of 512 amino acids. Lineage: Eukaryota; Viridiplantae; Streptophyta; Magnoliopsida; Lamiales; Oleaceae. The transcript has 8 exons. Gene Ontology annotation, molecular function: phosphoglycerate kinase activity; ADP binding; ATP binding. Gene Ontology annotation, cellular component: cytosol.
CAAUUGACGGCUGCCCGUGCUGGCACAGUAUCGAUACUGAAUUCGCCCCUGGAGGGAGGACAAGUCCUUAAUUUCCCAUUACUACCUUUUGUUGAGGAAGAGAAACAACACUGGUGCUACCAAUUAAUAUUCAUGAAAAAUGAGUCAAAUUCUGAAUUUUCUCCAAGGACAUCUGUUUCACAAUUUCGGUGCUCAAAAUUCUGGGCUUUCCCCGACGCUGCUACCCCUUAAAUCAUGUUUUCCAAACCGAAAACGUGUUCGGAUUUUUUUACUGCAAGUUAACAGUAAGCUGGUUAAUCACAUUGAGCAGUCACUUCCAGAUAAUAAGGCUGAGGCUUGUGAUAGAGAUGAAUUGUAUUCCUUUCCUCAUGUACAAACUCUUUCAAAGUUCCCAAAGGAGGAACUUUUCAGAAAAGUUGUCAUGGUCAGAUUUGAUUCGAGCAUUCUGCUUCUGGGAAAGAAGGAAUAUCAGUCUCCACCAGCCAGUGCACUAUCCACCAUUAAGUACUUGCACAAAGCUGGUGCUAAAGUAAUUCUAGUUGGUAGUUGGAGCUGGGAUAACAAUUUAAGGCUUUCUUCAGCAGAAUCUGCUGCUGAAUUUCUAUCAUCAAUGCUCAAACUCAAAGUAGUUCCGAUGAAAUUAGUUUCACGAAGCACGCAUUCUCAGAUGGAAUAUGGAGAGAAUUCUGAUGUCCUUCUGCUAGAGAAUCUCUCUGAGAUUAAAAUGGAACUAGCCAAUUGUUCAAAGUUUGCCAAAGAACUUGCAUCUGGUGUUGAUAUAUUUGUUAAUGAUGCAUUUUCUCAAUCUCAUAAAGUUCUUGCUUCAACGGUCGGUGUUGCUUGCUUCUGCUCUGCCUGCAUUGCUGGAUUUUACUUUGAGGAAGGCUUGUAUCAACUAAAAAAGAUCACCAGGACCACCAACAGACCUUAUGUUGCUAUAAUAGGCGGACGUAACCUAGCUGGCAAAGCAGCUGCCUUGCGAUUUUUAGCAUCUAAAUGUGAUGCUUUAGUCUUUGUAGGCAGUAUGGCCUUUCAAAUAAUGCAUGCCAUGGGAGUACCGGUUCCUGUUAAAUUGGUGGAACUUGGAGCACUCAAAGAAGCUGUCAGUAUAGUAGAGUCUGCAAAUUCUAGGAAUGUACCUAUUGUGUUACCAAAAGAUUUUUGGUGUAUGAACGAUGUUUUUCCUGAGCAACUGGAGAUAUUUUCCAUAGAUUCUAUGCUUGAUGGUUGGCGACCUGUUGAUCUCGGACCAUUGUCCUUACAAAAAAUCAUCCCUUUGCUUUCAAAAUGCAAGAAAAUAUUGUGCAUCGGUCCCUUGAAAUUCAGCUCCUCAAGACAGGAAGAAGUUGGAGUAUCUAAAUUGGCAGAGGUGCUUAAUAGUCUAACUCAAAGCACUUGCGACGUAACUUUUGUUGGGAAAAUGGAAUUUGGGGGAUUAUUGAGAAAAUCAACCUCUGUUUCAGUGGAUAAUUUCGUCAAAAAUACUUCAGUUGUGUGGGAAUUUCUCAAAGGAAAAAGGCUUCCCGGGCUUAUGGCAUUGGAUAGAGCAUACCCAUUUGAUAUAAAAUGGGAUAUUGCUUAUGCUGAUCCAACACGACCUCUGGUUGUCGAUGUUGGGAGCGGUAAGUUUUACAUGACUGUCCUGAUAUUUUUCCUGAAUAUAGUAUUAGUUUCCUAGGUUAGUAUUGAUGUAUAAAACUGGUUGUGUAUUCACCCUGCAUCAAUAUUUCAUUCAUCAAUUGCCUGUUUACGAUGAGGGUCGCUUCACGCAACAGAAAAGGGGGAACCAUCUUUCCUGAUUUCAAUCUUAAACAAUCGGAAGGCUGGGAAACUGUUUAUCUAAGCAUACAUAUCAUGGUCUAAUUACCAAUCUCUAGAGUCUCAAAGUUUCAUUUCAUAUGCGUCAUUUUCAAGCUGUCAAUUGUUCUUCAUCAAUGCAAAGACUUUACAAGUAGGUUUCUUUAUGUACACAUGAUUAUUGUUCCAGCACUAGAUUCCAUUUGGCCCAAAAAGUUCCUAGAAUUCCUAAUCAGCUCAUGCAAUCCACAAAUUUUACUGUAAUAUUUUAUUCUUUGAUCCUUACUAACUGCAAAUCUUUUUCAAUCUGGUGCUCAGGGUUUCUCUGUCCAAAGAUUUAAAAAAGGAUACUUCUCCUAUAUCAGUUCUUUUUUCAUACCCUGCUACAUAUAAUUCAUAUUUGAGUUGCAAUUCUUUUUUUAUUUUGCAUCAUUGCUCAAAAGAUGCCAGAGAAUGAGGAAAUAGUAUCUCCACAAUCGCCUUUACUCUCCAGUGCUAAAAGUUUGAUUCAAUGUCUCUCUCAUGUUCUCUCGUGUAUAGUAUGAUCGAGGAUUUCUUCAACCAAGCAAAAAAGCACGCCUUGCAAAGUGGCUGGAGGGAAUUUACCUGCUCUUCAAAGAACAGAUGACAAUUUAUCAGAAAAGCAAUCUAAUGGGAUUUAAUACCUCCUCUUAAAUUAGGGAUUUUAUAUCACAUAACCCCGUCGAUAGCAAGAAGCUAUACUAAUGUGCUUAUAUUUUUCUAUGUGGUUUUCACUUUUUUUAUGCAGUGGAAAUCAAGAAAAUUGCUAGCAUUUUUGCUUUUAAUAUAAGUAUUUUUGUAGUUUCCAUGAUGCGAUCACGAGUGACUAGACGGCUAAGCCAACAUAUCACUUUUUAUUACAGUUGGUUCAACUUGUGGAAUGCUUCUUUUAUGGGGACAAUCGAAUUCAAAUUCUUAAUGACGUUAUUUUGGAAUUGAUACCAAGUCGAUACUUGGAUUAAUUUGCAGACUUUAUUUAGCCCUGUUUGGUAGGAAUUAAAAUCUAGAUUUUAAUAUAAGUCAAACUCAACAGUUAAUUUUAACCACAUAUUUCAUGUAAUCACAAUUCUUCAACUAUACAUUUCAUCAACUUCUAUUAAAAAUCUGAUUUUUCUUCGCGCGGAACAGGGGCUUAGUAAGUUCUUACGCUUCCUAGACUCGGAAGUCUGGUCUUACUGAUCUAAGCUGACAUUUACACUACCUGAGAAAAUGUGGGCAUUGGACAUGUUUNAA